AUGCGACUGCCGCAGAAUACUGACGACAUAAGCGCCCCUGCUGGUGGAAGUCAGUUUGAGCCGGCACCGAAUGCAUUUGACCGGGACAACUUUGAUAACGACGAUGAGGACUUUCAAGCUGAUGAGCCUCUGGGUGAGACGGGGACGAAGGGUGGCGUGCAGAGGCUGCAUCCUAGCGAUCCCUACCUACAGCAAGUGCGACCCAAUUACCCUGUGCACUACAGCCACAGUGACAAGGAAGUGCGCUCGGGCGACACAUUACGUCUCGUCAAGGCUAAUGACAAGGUAGGUCGUUCGUUGAUGAACGUUCAACCAAGCGCUGACGGAACUCAUCUGUCCCGCUCUACCCAGAGGCUCGACAGAGGCCCUGACAGCCGCAGUAGCUGGUAG
This is a messenger RNA of Dibothriocephalus latus, 390 nucleotides long. Lineage: Eukaryota; Metazoa; Platyhelminthes; Cestoda; Diphyllobothriidea; Diphyllobothriidae. The record is from the annotation of a GenBank genome assembly.